This is a messenger RNA of Esox lucius (northern pike), 3580 nucleotides long. It is a transcript of the gene serac1, whose product is annotated as serine active site containing 1. NCBI's taxonomy places the organism in Eukaryota, Metazoa, Chordata, Actinopteri, Esociformes, Esocidae. The coding region runs from base 384 to 2408 and encodes 674 amino acids. The transcript is spliced from 19 exons. Gene Ontology annotation, molecular function: protein binding. The record is from RefSeq and is a predicted model, not a curated record.
AAUCUUUAUAAAUAAAAUAAAAAACAAAUUUGAAAUGUGACUAGGUGCUCAUGGUUGAGAGUUUGCUUUGCAAUUCACUACCCAACAAAAGAAACCCUCAGAAACAGAUUAAUUAACACAGGUGUGGAUCAAAUUCACUUUGUGUGUGAUUGGUUACACCUGAGCUAAUUUAGGAUUGCGAUAUGUUUUGUGUGUCACAACCUAUUAAUAAAUUACGUUUUUUUCUCUUUUCAAUCUUUGUGUUAAACAGUGAGUUGUGCGUAAUUCAAGCUUUGUGUCACAGGGCCUCACUGGAUAUGUGUUAAAUAAGAAAAGUCCAGUUAUUACAUUCCUUUUUUUAAAAAUUUUAAUAUCUCAUUUAAUUUCAAAUCUACGAAAAGAGGAUGUCUGUGACCGUGUCUGCAUUCUGUAUGAUCCACUGCCGGAGGCUGAGCAGUACUACUGGCCCUGGAGUGAAGAGGGUGCUGCCCUGGAGGGCCGUCAGGAAAAUUGCAAAAGUGACCGGAGCGGUCAUAUUAGGAGGCUGUGCGUUUAUCACAUACGAGGUGGUUUCCUUGAAUAAAGCUGUGAGCAUCGACACACAAGCCAUUCAACAGGAGAAGCUUAAGUCCUACAUUUACCUGUCAGCUCAGCCUUUUAAUGAGCAGGAGAACCUUGCCACAGGACUCACAUAUAAGGCUAGAAGAGAACUUCACAAAGCAGCAAGAAGGUUUCUGGAAGUCUCAUCAAGGAUUCUUCUGAGGCCUCUGGAUGCUGCCUCGCCUGCCCGGCCUGUGAUAACAUCAGAACACCUGAGUCAUCUGGAUGCUGACCCCCACGAGGUGGCGCUGUGGGUCCUGUUGAAGAGGGCUUGUUCAGCCAGCCGGACCACCCGACUGUCCGCGGUACAGGAACUGGCUCAGAACCACCAUUGGCAAGACUACCAGUACCAGACCGCAGCCCAGGCCGUAGACCAGCGAACGGCAGUCGGUCUGGCCCGCACCCCUCAGGUCGACCUACGAUUCUUCCUGUCUCCGCCCGUCCUGCCGGGGAUGGAAGAUGGUUUAUCUAUAGAGGACGGUCUGAGGCAGUUGCUGGCAUCUCUUCCCCAGUCAGAGGUGGACCAAUGUGUCCAGUACUUCACCUCAUUGGCUCUGAGGGAGACCACCCAGGCCAUGGCAGCGCAAAGGGGGGGUCUGUGGUGUUUCGGGGGGAACGGACUGCCCUACGCUCAGAGCCUCACUUCGGUCCCCUCUGAGAAGGUGGAAUCCUUCUGCCUUCAAGCCCUAGUUCAGCACUCCAAGGUCCAAAGUCACUGCGAUCACAUCGUGUCCAACGGGGGUCUGCAGCUCCUCCAGAGGGUCUACCAGCUUCGCCACGACUCCCAGAAGAUCCAGAGAAACAUUGUGCGCAUCAUCGGCAACCUGGCUCUUAAUGAGAGCACGCAUCAAGCCAUAGUACAGUCAGGUUGGUUGUCGGUGCUAGCGGAGGUUAUGCAGUCUCCGCACGUCAUGCAGGCGUCCCAUGCUGCCCGGGCCCUGGCCAACCUGGACAGGGAGACGGUCAAGGAGAAGUACCAGGACGGAGUCUACGUGUUGCAUCCCCAGUGCCGAACCAGCCAGCCAAUCAAAGCAGACGUUCUCUUUAUCCACGGGCUCCUGGGGGCAGCCUUUAAAACGUGGCGGCAGAAGGACUGUGACCUCGCAGAGAAUGAGAUGGCCGCUGGGGCCUCAGAGGACUACACACAGUGCUGGCCAAAGUCGUGGUUGGCUUCAGACUGCCCCAACCUGAGGAUUCUAUCUGUGGAGUACGACACUCACUUGAGUGAUUGGAGAGCCAGGUGUCCUGCUGAAAACCAAAGAAUGUCUCUGGCUCAUAGAAGCAGAGAGCUCCUGCAGAAGCUGAAGUCUGCAGGAGUAGGAGACCGGCCUGUGGUUUGGGUGGCACACAGCAUGGGAGGUUUGCUGGUGAAGAAGAUGCUGCUGGAUGCGUUGAAGGACCCCGAGAUGAAAGAACUGACUCGCAACACAAAGGGCGUCAUGUUUUACAGCGUGCCGCACCGUGGAACCUUCAUGGCAGAGUAUUCGGUCAACGUGAGAUACCUCCUCUUCCCCUCCGUAGAGGUCCGGGAGCUCUGUAGAGACUCCCCAGCGUUGCGGAACCUCAAUGAGAGCUUUGUAAACAUGGCCAAAGAGAGGGAGUUUAAGGUAUUGAGCUUUGCAGAGACAAUGCCCACCACCAUCGGCCCCAUGAUUAAGAUACAAGUUGUGCCAGCUCAGUCAGCAGAUCUAGGCAUUGGGGAAAUUAUCCAAGUGGAUGUGGAUCACCUCAACAUCUGCAAGCCUGAGAAGAAAGACUCAUUUCUCUACAAGCGUAGCCUGCAGUUCAUCCAGGAUGCACUGCAGGGCUACACCGGACAGGACCUAUGAUGCUGGAAUUGGAGGAACCCUGGCUUAAUAGGAGUCACCCAGUGGAGUCACCCCCCUUCCCAGAGGAGGCAACCCCUUUCCCAAAGGAUUCAACCCAGAGGAGUCACCCCACUUCCCAGAGGAGUCAACCCAGAGGAGUCACCCCCCUUCCCAGAGGAGUCAACCCAGGGGAGUCACCCCCCUUCCCAGAGGAGGCAACCCCUUUCCCAGAGGAUUCAACCCAGAGGAAUCACCCCCCUUCCCAGAGGAGUCAACCCAGAGGAGUCACCCCACUUCCCAGAGGAGUCAACCCAAAGGAGGCACCCCACUUCCCAGAGGAGUCAACCCAAAGGAGGCAACCCCUUUCCAAGAGGAGUCAACCCAGAGGAGUCACCCCCCUUCCCAGAGGAGUCAACCCAGAGGAGUCACCCCCCUUCCCAGAGGAGUCACCCGAGUGGGUCCCUUUCAUGUUUUGCAAGCCAUAAACAAAGGCCUGUGGGCUAUCUUUUUGUCAUAUAUAAAAUUUCCUUUUCUACAGGGCUAGGCCCUUUAGGGCCAGUGAAUUGAAAUCUGACCGCAUACAAUUACAUUCUAGACUAUUCUAUGCUUCCAACUAUGUGGCAACAAUUUGAGGAAGGCCCUUUCCUGUUUUAGCAUGACCAUGCCCCAUGCACAGAGUGAGGUCCAUACAGAAAUGGUUUAUCAUGAUUGGUGUGCAAGAACUUGACUGGCCUGCACAUAGCCCUGACCUAAACCCCAUCGACCACCUUUGGUAUUAAAUUAAUUGGAAUGGCAACUGCGACCCAGGCCAAAUCGCCCCAAAUCAGUGCCCAACCUCACUAAUGUUUGUGUAGCUGAUGGGUAGCAAUUCCCAGCAGCAAUGUUUCAACAUUUGGUGGAAAGCUUGCUAAGAGUGAAGUACUCCUUAUUGAUUCCCAUGCUUUUGGAAGGGGAUGUUCAACAAGCAACUGUCCACAUACUUUUGGCCUUCUAGUGUAUUAAUACUUAAGGCUUUGCCUUUUGUAUGUCCCCAUACUGUACUAUUUCCUUAAGCCUUACCUCAGCUACAUAACAAAUGUAAGACAGGUUGAUAUAUUUAUUUUGUAAAUGGAACAUGACCAUGUGAUGCUCACUAACUCCAAGAUGUUGCCAAUAAUUUCCAUGGCAAAUAAACUUUGCAAAAGAAAAUGCUA